Molecule: messenger RNA, 1161 nt
Organism: Talaromyces atroroseus
Lineage: Eukaryota; Fungi; Ascomycota; Eurotiomycetes; Eurotiales; Trichocomaceae
Exons: 2
Coding region: 1-1161 (386 amino acids)
Biological process (GO): RNA processing
Cellular component (GO): nuclear exosome (RNase complex); cytoplasm
Molecular function (GO): RNA binding
Source: RefSeq, a predicted model, not a curated record
AUGUUCAAUGCGAACCAUCUCUCCCACAGUCUCAAAAACACACCUGCCAUGGAGAAUCCUUUACCACCUCUUGCUGUCCCCGGCCAACAGCUCGCGUCGACUUCGACGUACCUACCUGGCGCAGGCACUCACGUCCACAAUGGCGUGAUCUGUGCAUCCAUCUCGGGCCCCGUCUUCGUCGAGCAGCUCAAGUCCAAGACAACCAAGUCAGUUCUGAGUGUUUUGCGAUCGGGCCUGGGCAAUGUUGGUCCCAAUGGAUCAGUGCUGCAAGAAGCGCAAUCUUCACCCACGAAGAAACCGAAAUACAACACCCUUCCUGCGGUUGAUUCAAUAGUUCUUGCGCGCGUGACCCGUGUGCAAAAGCGACAGGUCGCGCUCUCGAUUCUCGUCAUUCUAGACCAUCUUACCGCAUCGGCAGGUACUGCUACGUCGGCGCCAUUCUCUGACAACGACAACAUUGCCGCCAUCCUCACCUCGGCCGCGAACCUGGAAAACCAAAGUACUUCGGACGAACUGCGGUUCCAAGCGUUGAUCCGGAAAGAAGACGUGCGUGCGGUCGAAAAGGACCGCGUUGUGCUGGAGGAAAUGUUUCGUGUCGGAGAUGUUGUUCGCGGCAGCGUUAUCUCGUUGGGCGACCAGAGUUUUUAUUAUCUGACCACAGCACGCAACGACUUGGGUGUUGUCAUGGCUCGAAGCGAGUCUGGCAAUAUGAUGUUUCCGGAAAGUCGCCAGGCCAUUUUAGGCGAUGUCCAAGAAACCUUCAGUAUACUUUGUGCCCACAGGACAUGCGCUCACUUGAAGCCCAACAAACUACUGACUGUGGAAGGCGUGUCUGUCGCAUGUCCUAUCUCUAUCACCAUACGGCGCUCUUCAGAAAGUUCCGAUGGAAUAUCAAGAGCUAAAGAUGAAUAUCAUGACGCCUCCCAGUUUCCGAAAUGUGAUCCGAAUUUUGCUACGCGCAAGAAUAAGGCAAUUCUAUGCCACAACUUUCACAGGACACUGACUCAUCUGCGUCGCCAGAACCCAUCCAUCAACUCGGUGGAACGCGAUAAAAUCUGGCUCUGGGGCACACAGAACGCAACACGCACCAAAUUCAGCCACCUUGCCGAGAUUUUGUCGGGGGCAACCAGCAAUCCAUCGAAAUCGACAUUCAUUGACUGA